GUUGUGUGUACAUGUACUUGGGCGUUUUUUUGGGGAAAUACAGAGCAGAUGACAGUUCAUCAGCAAUGGACCGUGCCAAGGCUGAUGGGACUCGCUGUGUUUCUGCUUGUCCUGAUGGUUAUUUGGUUCAAUUGGGAGAUCACCUGGGCCAGCUUGACCCCCAACUGCCGUCCUUGUCGAAGAUAUGCUCGCCCAGUAGCGAUCGAUGACGUGGCAGAGGUAAGGUUUGCCUCUAAACACAUACCAACCCUUUCCCUCUGGAUCAAUGAUCACAACGAACUUCCGCCAGAGCACGAAGACAAACCACAGGAGGAAGCUGGGAGAAGUACAGGUGAGAGCUGGAAUACCUCACAGCUGACAUCAACAGAACACAGCAAGUACGCUGUGCCUGCUCCGAGUCCGUCUUCUGCUGUACGCGCACCUCCGAGUCGGCACUCACCUGAGAACAGAGCUCAGCCUGAUGGUGAAGUACAACAUUUUGACAAAGAACCAGAGCCCAAGCGACCGGAGACCGAUGCAGCCAUCGAAUGGACGACUAUGACAGAGCUAGGGUCGGUGCUGAAACGGAUCGCGGUGGAGAGGGUUGUUAUCGUAUGCACUGUGAACCAGGGAUAUUGGGACUUGUUUCUGAACUGGUUGAUCUCCCUGCACAAGGUAGGGCUCAGUGACCGGGUACUUGUGUUUGCCGAAGAUAUUGCCACAUGGCAUCGACUGCAGAGACACUGGCCUGGCCACACAGUUCUGUUUCGAACUACAGAGACAGAACCAGCCGUGAUGGAUUCGGGGAGCAUUCCUCAGACACAGAAAUGGUUGGAAUUUGGAAGCACAGGAUAUGGUGAGUUGGUGACCCGACGUCCAUCACGGAUCCUGGCUUGCCUCGAGCACGGCUAUUCUGUCCUGUACAGCGACAUUGACGUUGUGUUCGCAAAGAAUCCUUUUCCUUAUUUCACAGGACAUGCCGAUGGGUACUUCUCGCACGAUGGAGUCGUUGAGAAGUUUGCGAUGAAUGGCUCCGAUCGUCUUCCCCCUCCACCUGUCAAACUCAACUUCUGCACCCACUUCCUGCUUUUCCGACCUACGCCGCCAUCGAUCGAGGUCCUUCAGAGAUGGACAAUGAAACUGCGGCAAAGGAACACAACGAAGAAUCAGCACGCCUUCAACGAUGUGCUGGAGGAGAUUCGCAGUGCGGACGACUCCUUCUUUCACUUCCGAGUGCUCCCUAGCGCGUCCUUUCCUUCUGGAAAAAUGGUUGGAGACGGAUACGUGACAAAAGAGUGGAGGGAAAGCGGAGGAGGAGACAUUGUCGUCUUCCAUGCAAACUACCACUAUGGGCAAGGCAAGGUCGAUGUGCUGAAACGAUACAACUUCUGGUUCCUAAAUGGAUCAGAAACUAGUAAUCUAGGAGGGGAAGCAAACGGACAGCUGGAUUCUUGGCCAUCAAGUUUCUCCCAACAGUGAGCGUACCUCAGAGAGAGAGAGAGAGAGAGAGAGAGCUGUCUCUUAUACACAUCUAGAUGUGUAUAAGAGAC
Messenger RNA from Chara braunii, 1529 nucleotides. NCBI's taxonomy places the organism in Eukaryota, Viridiplantae, Streptophyta, Charophyceae, Charales, Characeae. The record is from the annotation of a GenBank genome assembly.